This is a messenger RNA of Linnemannia hyalina, 975 nucleotides long. The record is from the annotation of a GenBank genome assembly. Lineage: Eukaryota; Fungi; Mortierellomycota; Mortierellomycetes; Mortierellales; Mortierellaceae.
AUGGCGGAGAAGAAGUCGGGCCCCACGGUUCUUAUUGUUGGUGCUGGCACGGGCGGUCUCAUGCUCGGCUUGCUGUGCGAGAAGGGCAACAUCCCUUACCAGAUAUUCGAAAAAUCAAAGGCACUGCGCCCACUCGGGUCUGCGAUUGCAUUGAACAAGAUCAACUAUCUGUUCGAGCAAGUAGGGAUCAUGGAAGAAGUUGAGGCCUACAGCAAGUCCUUUGGAGGACUACAUAUGUUGGACCAGGAUCUGAAUUGCCAAGGAUCGUUUUAUGCUCGUGCCCCUGGGGUCUCGCAAAAGGAAGCGUACGGAUUCGCAUCGCCAGUCAUGGCAAGACCCGAUCUGAUCAGGAUCCUCGCCUCAAGGAUCCCAAAAGAAAAGCUCCAUUACAACAAAAGAGUCAUCGCCUCCCACCAGGACGACAACCAGGUCACAAUCACCUGUGCAGACGACACCACUUACUCGGGAACCAUCUUGGUCGGAACCGACGGAGCUUACAGCUCAAUCCGUCAACACAUGUUCAAGGAACUCGAAGCAGUAGGGUUAAUGCACACUAGUGACGCCGAACCCAUGCAGAGUGACUAUGACUGUGUCGUCGGAGUGACUGGGCCCAUGGACACAGAAAAAUAUCCAGUCUUGAAAGAGGAACACUGUGAAUUUAAAAUUGUUAUGGGAACGACUCUUCCAAUGACUUGGUGGUUCAUGCCAGUGAUAGAUCCUGAACUGGGCCCUAGAGUUGGAUGGAUGAUCACUAAGGACAACAAUGCGUGGAACAAAAUGAAUAAAGGAAACAGCAGCAGCAACGACGAAAACAAGACCCAGGGACCUUCUUCGGACUGGAGCGCCAAUGCUGCCAAGGAGAUGUGCGAUUUGGUCAAGGAUAUGCCCUGUCCGCUGGGAGGUGUUGUUGGAGACAUUUUCGACAAGACGCCCAAGGAGCAGAUUACCAAAGUCGUUCUCGAGGACAAGGUAUAA